AUGCUUGAUACAUCGUCUGAGAACAUUUCGUUUGAGCCAGUUCAGCAGAGAACCUUAAACGCGGUCGUUCCUCGGACAAUUCCCCCAAGUGUCCUUUCAAGGCAUCACCAAUAUGCGGCGGCCAUGGGACCAGACGGCCACCGGACACCGGCUACUAUGCAGGUACCGUCGCUUGACGGUUGCUCCCACGGGAACGUCAAUUUCUUGGUCCUGCGGCUUGCUACGGAGACUUCUCAGGGACCAGUCCUGGAGGAUGGGUGCUGCGCUGCAAGCAAUACAAGCAAUUGGUCCCAAGAUCACGGAUUCGACGAUCCCCCAUCAAUCGGCAACUUGGGAAUAAUACCCUUAGCGGCGACAUGCCGGCAAUUUAUGGAUAAAUUACCCCUGCCUUCGAGGAGCAGCCGCAAGCCGACAACAGCUCGACAAGUAUGUGAUUCGAAAGCUGCGUACUUCAAGGAGGCUUUCGGAUACAGCUACCGGUAUCAUCUACGUGUAUAUCGGUCUGGUCCUAUUACAGGCCAUGCAAUUAUUGCUGUUACCGAGGCUGUCACUGCCGUUGAUCGAAAAGUCGGCCCGGUUGAAAGACACUACGGACAAGAGGAAGCACGAAGGCGGCUGACUACCUACCUAUGUCUCGAACGCGACCAUCGACUUGCGAUCACGGGCAAGACCCUGCAAUCCAAUGCUAAAUGGCUAAAUGCAUCGGGUGCCCUGGGUGGCGCCGGUCAACGACGUGGUAUCCUGGCAGAAACCCCCAUUCUUCUCCAACAGUCAAACUUGGACACGGUGCGAUUCUCAGCGUUGUCGGAACUCGAUCAUUAUGCUGGGUAUGAGCUGCUCAAGUGUCGUACCACUGACAGGCCUGGUGUGCGAGGCCUUCCCCAACACCCCCCACCGCUGUUCACACCCACGCUCGGAAGCACCCACGUGAACUCUUCACCUGGCAAGGAUCCUGACGAAAGCCUUAGCACUCUCGAGUCCUCUUUACAGGGCGGGAUGGAAUGCAAAGUCGGGCUGUUCCGCUUCAUCAUGGAUCGACUGACAGUCGAGCAGCAGUAUCGACGGAAGAAUCUUGGCCCUCAUGGUGACCCUCCGCACAGAGCACGCCCACGAAUCCACACCCUCAAUGACCUUGGGGAGGGUGGGUCUAUGGGUACUCAGAGAGGAGCGGUUCUCGGCCGACCAAGUUACGAGAGAUUCGCAUGCACCCGCUGUCGCCCCAUUGCUGCGGAAUUCAUCCCGCCGGUACAAGGACUGAUCGCGCUGAAAGCGACAUAUGGCGUCAAGAGGCAUAUCACGUUGCCAUUACUCACCGUCGCAAAAGGCCCGUCUAGCUUUUGGUACCAGGCCCGCAACCCGUGUCCUCAAAAUAACGCCAAUGGCACGGUGGAAAGCUUUACCGAGGGUGUCUCUCUCAGCAGGGGUCGCUCCUCGACAAAGUUGCAUCGACGGGACGGAGGUGUCUGCACUUUCGGUUUGGCCUACCGCCUCAUCGCAGCAAACUUUGCCGGCCCAGCAACGGCACGGCACACGGAAACACACGGAAUAGAAAGUGUACGGAGUAUACCUGGCGAGUCACGGAAGCGUCAUGCCGGGUUUAAGUCGAGUCGCCAUGUUCCCAGCGCCCACAUUCUAGUGGUAAAGACGACCGAUUUUAGCUUAGCGAUGAGUCGUCCACCUCGGCCUUUCUUCCCCGCAGCAGUCGACUACCGGCAAAAGCUGUCCGUCUUUUUCAGCCUCCUGUCCGAAAAUUCAGCCAUUGACGUCAACUGA
Molecule: messenger RNA, 1773 nt
Organism: Colletotrichum lupini
Lineage: Eukaryota; Fungi; Ascomycota; Sordariomycetes; Glomerellales; Glomerellaceae
Exons: 12
Coding region: 1-1773 (590 amino acids)
Source: RefSeq, a predicted model, not a curated record